UCGAGUUUGUGCGUUAAACCAGGAGCCUGUGUGUGUCACAAGUGUGCGACGUGCUUAAAGUGUGUCCUUGUUAACACCUCAGUUAUUUGACCCAUUAUUAACUAACGACAUCGACUCUGUGUAAUCAGUGGACUCACCCUUGUUUGUAAUAUGCUACUUCCACACCUUUUUGCAUGGAGCUUAUUUGGAUGAUUAAAAAAAGAUGAAUAUUUUGCCACCAAAAUAUCUUCGAGGCCAGAUUUGGCAUCAGCAUCCAUGUUGAGAUCAACAGCGAAUAAGCGUCAGAUGAAAUGCCGCGGCCUCCAAGGGAAAGUUACGGAGAUCACAAGCCGCCGUACUCCUACAUUUCCCUCACGGCAAUGGCAAUAUGGAGUUCACCGGAGAAGAUGCUGCCCCUUUCUGAAAUCUACAGGUUCAUCACAGACCGAUUCCCCUACUACCGCAGAAACACCCAACGUUGGCAGAACUCACUGAGGCACAACCUCUCCUUCAACGACUGCUUCAUCAAGAUACCACGAAGACCUGACAGACCUGGAAAAGGUGCUUUCUGGGCUCUUCAUCCCUCCGCUUUGGACAUGUUCGAGAACGGGAGUUUCCUUAGGAGAAGAAAGAGGUUCAAACUGCCAAAAAAUAUACACGAAGAGCUCGAAAGCCUUUCCAAGUUAAACAAUAGUUCCUUCAGCCUGCCUGCGCAUGCUCCAUCGACUCCGACCUCGGCGCCUCUGCCUAAUAUAUCGUCGAUGGUCUGUCCUGUUAGCACCGGUUUGCCUCUGCCUGUGCCUCCAAUAACUCCAACGUCAACUACGCUGAAGUCCUUCAGCAUAGACAGUAUUAUACAAAAUGACAAUAAGAAUGUGCCCCCACCAAUCCCGCCCCAAACAUCUCCCUAUUUCACCAACCCCCCCACUUCUCAAACUCUACCGAGUCUCCCUUGGGUGAUACCCCAACCCGAAGUGACACAACCAAGUGAUCUGCAAAGUGAAAAGAACUUGAUAAUGGCUCAGCAAGCAGCUUUCUUCGAAUAUGCUGCCGCUCUGAUUUCUAUGAACGCUUCUUCUAGUGUCUAUAAAAGUGGAGUGAUAAGGCCAAUGCCUGUGAUGCCGAGUGCUUUGUAUCCUACGCCACCGUGUCACCCUGUAUCGAUGCCUGUGCAAUAUUCCUUUUGCUUACCUAGCAAUGUACGUACUAUAGAUUAUAAGACUGGGCAAAUUUGUGAUAAAUCGGAUUUAGACAAAUCAUUACCUCUACUUAACUUAAUUGCUGAUAAAAACAAGAAUGUCAACUUAGAUACGUCGUCAUGUUCUUCAGAAGAAGCAAUUAAUAUAUAAAUUAUUAUUUAAAAUGUAUGCAGUCGUAUUAAAGAUAGAGAAUUAUAGAUAAAAGUGAAUCCUA
Messenger RNA from Harmonia axyridis, 1392 nucleotides. RefSeq names its product fork head domain-containing protein FD5-like. Gene Ontology annotation, biological process: regulation of transcription by RNA polymerase II; anatomical structure morphogenesis; cell differentiation. Lineage: Eukaryota; Metazoa; Arthropoda; Insecta; Coleoptera; Coccinellidae. Gene Ontology annotation, molecular function: DNA-binding transcription factor activity, RNA polymerase II-specific; RNA polymerase II cis-regulatory region sequence-specific DNA binding. The record is from RefSeq and is a predicted model, not a curated record. Bases 291 to 1328 code for a protein of 345 amino acids. The transcript has 3 exons.